AGGGGAUUAGCUCCCCCUCCCCCCGGGAGAGCCGGACCGCAGGACUGGCCGCGCGGGGACAGACAGACAGACCUGGAGGGAGAGGCUCGCUGCAAAGGCCCUGGCAAUGGCCACUUUCACCCGCCAGGAGUUCUACCAGCAGCUGCUGCAGGGCUGUGUGAUCCCCACUGCCCGGCAGGGGCUGGAGCAGAUCUGGGUCCUGCUGCUCAUCUGCCUGGCGUGCCGGCUGCUCUGGAGGCUGCCUCUGCCCGGCUAUGCGAAGCACCUCAGCACGGUGGUGGGGGGGUUCUACGCCCUCCACCACUUCUUCCAGCUGCAGAUGGUCUGGGUGGUGCUGCUCAGCCUGCUGUGCUACCUGGUUCUCUUCCUGUGCCGGCACUCGGCCCACCGUGGGGUCUUCCUCUCCAUCACCAUCCUCAUCUACCUCCUCAUGGGGGAGAUGCACAUGGUGGAUACCGUGACCUGGCAUAAAAUGAGAGGGGCCCAGAUGAUUGUGGCGAUGAAGGCCGUGUCCCUGGGCUUCGACCUGGACCGCGGGGAGCUCCCGGCCGUCCCCUCCCCCGUGGAGUUCAUGGGCUACAUUUACUUUGUGGGCACGGCCAUCUUCGGGCCCUGGAGCCGCUUCCGCAGCUACCUCCAGGCGGUGGAGAGCCGGGCCCUG
Trachemys scripta elegans is the source of this 661-nucleotide messenger RNA. It is a transcript of the gene PORCN, whose product is annotated as porcupine O-acyltransferase. Lineage: Eukaryota; Metazoa; Chordata; Testudines; Emydidae. The record is from RefSeq and is a predicted model, not a curated record. Gene Ontology annotation, biological process: Wnt protein secretion; protein palmitoylation; lipid modification. Gene Ontology annotation, cellular component: membrane; endoplasmic reticulum. Gene Ontology annotation, molecular function: Wnt-protein binding; palmitoleoyltransferase activity.